Molecule: messenger RNA, 894 nt
Organism: Lizanozyma spartinae
Lineage: Eukaryota; Fungi; Ascomycota; Pichiomycetes; Serinales; Debaryomycetaceae
Gene: RPL5
Product: 60S ribosomal protein uL18
Exons: 1
Coding region: 1-894 (297 amino acids)
Biological process (GO): ribosomal large subunit assembly; translation
Cellular component (GO): ribosome; cytosolic large ribosomal subunit
Molecular function (GO): structural constituent of ribosome; 5S rRNA binding
Source: RefSeq, a predicted model, not a curated record
AUGGCUUUCCACAAGGCUUUGAAGAGUUCUGCUUACCACUCCCGUUUCCAAACCCCCUUCCGUAGAAGACACGAAGGUAAGACCGAUUACUACCAAAGAAAGAGAUUGGUUGCUCAACACAAGGCUAAGUACAACAGUCCUAAGUACAGAUUGGUUGUUAGAAUCACCAACAAGGACAUCAUUGCUCAAAUCAUCUCUUCCCAAAUCACUGGUGAUAUUGUUUUGACUGCUGCUUAUUCUCAUGAAUUACCUCAAUACGGUAUUACCCGUGGUUUGACCAACUGGUCUGCUGCUUAUGCCGUUGGUUUGUUGGUUGCUAGAAGAGCUUUGCAAAAGUUGGGCUUGGACGAAACCUACACUGGUGUUGAAGAAGUUGAAGGUGAAUACGAAUUGGUUGAAGCCGUUGAAGAUGGUCCAAGACCAUUCAAGGUCUUCUUGGACAUUGGUUUACAAAGAACCACCACUGGUGCCAGAGUUUUCGGUGUCUUGAAGGGUGCUUCUGACGGUGGAUUGUACAUUCCUCACUCUGCUAACAGAUUCCCAGGUUGGGAUAUCGAAUCCGAAGAAUUGGAUGCUGAAGUUUUGAGAAAGUACAUCUUUGGUGGUCACGUUUCCGAAUACAUGGAAGAAUUGUUGGAUGACGAUGAAGAAAAGUACAGAACUUUAUUCAAGUCUUACCUUGCCGAUGAAAUCGAAGCUGACGAUGUUGAAGGUCUUUACGAAGAAGCUCAUGCUGCUAUCAGAGAAAACCCAGUCUUCAAGCCAACUGAAAAGAAGUUCACCAAGGAGCAAUACGCUGCUAACUCCAAGAAGUACAGACAAGUUAGAUUGACCAAGGCUGAAAAGCAAGCUAAGAUCGACAAGGCUAUUGCUGACUUCCAAGCUGCUAACUAA